AAUCGUGAGCGAAUGCUCGAAAGACUUUUUUUUUUGCCUUAAAGAUAUAAGUUAAUAAUAAAUUACGCCAAUAAACUAUUUGGAUUACAUUUUUUAUACAUUAACUUUUGUCAUGGAUCACGUUUGUGCCAUCUAAAUUUUCAUCGUCCGGCUGUAUAAAUAGUGAGAGAAAAAUACAAAAAAAGUUUAUUCGUGAAAUAUUUUGAAUGAACCUGUUUAAAGAUGUGCUCUUGUUUGGUUAAAAUGGAAAACAGAAAAUGUAAUAAUUAAAUAUCAAACAAAGUACGUGGUGCCAGUUUGUGACUGUUUUUACGACACUUGUCGUAAAUGACAACACUCGGUUUGAAUGAACCUUUAUUGAUAUUUCCAUGGACAGACAGUGUGUCCUUCACUCCUGUCUAUUUUAGUGCGGUUUUUGAACCAAGAAUCGGCGUUGCUUUGAAAGGAAAGCUCUUUCGUGAACGAUGGCCGCAAAAAUUUUCCCUGUGAUCAAACUGGCCACGAAGGUGACCAUCGCAGGGGGUGCGCUUUACGUCGCCUAUGACUCCGGGCUCCUGGGCUCCAGCGAGCAGGGUUCCGAGGCCCUGGGGCGUGCCAGAGCAGCCAUACCGCCCGCACUGGAGGAGUGGAUCAAGUACUUUGGCCUGGAGGCUCAGCUUCCAACGCUACCCAAGGUUGAAUUCUCUCCGGUGGAGGCCUGGAAUUCUGGGGUGCGGUCGUCCAUUUCAGCUCUGUCGGAGGCGCCGAGAAAAGCAAACGAAUAUUCCACUCGGGGCUUGCAGUACGUCAAAGACCUGGCCAAGUGAACACUAACACAUCUGGGGACAGACGGAUUAUGGUUAUUAAAUGUCUAUAUCACUUUUCACUUGACUGACAUGUCCUUAAAUUUGUUGCCGAUUGAGUACGGGUGGAGAAUGUAAGCCAGGCAGGUCACUUAUGCAUAGCGAUAACAUUUGGCUUGGCCGUGUAAGUAUAAACUAAAAAUAAUACCACAGAGGAAUUAUGUAUAGUGUAUAUUUUUUUAAAUGUCCACUAAUGCUUCUAGUGUAAUAAUAACUUGGUCAAUUGUUAUAUUGUGCAUUAGAGGACGAAAAUAUCCCCUGAUCAAAAAAUGGUUCCCCGCCCACUUAGUUCACCAAGUUGUUCAAUUGAAGGGAUGUUGGUUGUACUAUUGUACAUAAUGCUAUAAUAUAAAGUUUUUAAAUAAAGUGCUCAAUUUCUCCUCAAAUCA
Syngnathoides biaculeatus (alligator pipefish) is the source of this 1231-nucleotide messenger RNA. It is a transcript of the gene micos13, whose product is annotated as mitochondrial contact site and cristae organizing system subunit 13. The transcript has 4 exons. Lineage: Eukaryota; Metazoa; Chordata; Actinopteri; Syngnathiformes; Syngnathidae. Gene Ontology annotation, biological process: cristae formation. Gene Ontology annotation, cellular component: mitochondrial crista junction; MICOS complex. The record is from RefSeq and is a predicted model, not a curated record. Bases 465 to 806 code for a protein of 113 amino acids.